Molecule: messenger RNA, 3789 nt
Organism: Cajanus cajan (pigeon pea)
Lineage: Eukaryota; Viridiplantae; Streptophyta; Magnoliopsida; Fabales; Fabaceae
Product: receptor-like protein EIX1
Molecular function (GO): protein binding
Source: RefSeq, a predicted model, not a curated record
CAUAUAUGGUUCUGUCUCCUAAUCUCAUCAACAAAACUACGUACAAUGAGUCUUUAUUUUCUGACAAUAUUUUAUGCGCUGCUCCACGGCUCACUUAAAAGUGGGGAGGCAAAGUGCAUAGAGAGGGAGAGACAAGCACUCCUCAACUUCAAACAAAGUCUCUUAGAUGACUAUGGCAUCUUGUCUACAUGGAGUGACUAUGACGAUGAUUGUUGUAAAUGGAAAGGCAUUCGGUGCAACAAUGAAACUGGUCACAUACAACUACUUCAUCUUCCUUGUACAGAUACACAAUUUUUGAGAGGUGCAAUUGAUCUCACUUCAUUGAAACCCUUGCAAAAUAUUCAACAUCUUGAUCUCAGCAAUAAUGAUUUUCAAUGGACUCACAUCCCAGAAGAGCUCAAGGGCUCUUUCACCAACUUAACAUAUCUCAAUCUCUCAUAUUCUACAUUUGGUGGGAGCAUUCCUUCUAAACUUGGAGAUCUUUCACAACUACAAUAUCUAGACCUCGGAAGGAAUUAUCUCCAUGGAGUAAUUCCUUUUCAGAUUGAGAAUCUUAGACAGUUACAAUAUCUUGAUCUCGGACACAAUGAUCUUUCGGGAGAAAUCCCGUAUCAAAUUAAGAAUCUCAAACAGCUACAAUAUCUUAAUCUCGGAAGAAAUACUCUUUCUGGAGGUAUCCCUUUUCAGGCAGGAAAUCUUCCUCUCUUGCAUACUCUCCGGCUGGGUGGCAAUUUUGAUAUAAAAGAUAAGGAUGUAAAGUGGUUCUCUAAUCUUUCUUCUUUAACAACUCUUGAGUUCACUUCAUCAUACAAUCUUAUUCACUCUCGUCACAUGCUACAAAUUAUUGGUAAGUUUAUUCCAAACUUAAGAGAGUUGAGACUUGUUGAUUGUUCUCUCUCAGAUGCUGAUAUCAGAUCUUUGUUUUAUUCUCAUUCCACUUCUCUUACCAUUCUUGAUCUUUCUUCUAAUGUGCUAACAUCCUCAACAUUUCAAUUGUUGUUCAAUUUUAGCCUUAACCUGCAGGAGCUUUAUCUUUCUCAAAAUAACAUUGCUUUGACAUCUCCUCUUUAUCCCCAUUUUCCAUCUCUUAAGAUCCUUGACCUUUCUUAUAAUAAUCUCACAUCAUCAAUGUUUCAAGGUAAUUUUAAUUUUGGAUCAAAACUAAAAGAACUUCAUCUACAAAACUGCAGUCUUACAGAUAGAAGUUUUUUUGUUUCAUCUACUUCCACAAUGAAUUCCUCAUCUUCUCUUCUCUACCUUCGUCUUUCCAAUAACUUGCUGAAGUCAUCUACUAUAUUUCAUUGGCUUUUUAAUUUCACUACCAAUAUUCAUACCCUUUACCUUUAUGAUAACUUGUUAGAAGGUCCCAUUCCAGAUAAAUUUGGUAAAGCCAUGAAAUCUCUAGAAGAUCUUGACCUCUCCGAUAACAAAAUACAAAGUAAGAUUCCGUCUUUCUUUGGGAAUAUGUGCAAAUUGCAGAGAUUAUACCUCUCAAAUAAUAAGUUGAAUGGUGAAAUUUCUAGCUUCUUUCAAAAUUCUUCAUGGUGCAACAGACACAUAUUUCAAACUUUGGAUUUGUCUUAUAACCAAAUUUCUGGUAAGAUACCUAAAAGCAUCAGAUUGCUAUCUGAGUUGGAGGGCUUAUCCUUGGAGGGGAAUUCUUUAGUAGGUGACAUCACUGAAUCUCAUCUUUCUAAUUUUUCCAAAUUAGAAUUCUUAUGGUUAUCAUACAACUCAUUGUCUCUAAAAUUUGUCCCUAGCUGGAUUCCUCCUUUUAAAUUAAAAUAUUUGGGUGUAGGAUCUUGCAAGCUAGGCCCAACUUUUCCUAGUUGGCUCCAUACUCAAAGUUCCUUAGUUGAUUUAGAUUUAUCUGAUAAUGGGCUUAAUGAUUUUGUACCAGAAUGGUUAUGGAACAACUUGCAAAUUAUGUACCAGUUGAAUAUGUCUCACAAUAGUCUCAUUGGUGAAAUUCCUAAUAUACCAUUGGAACUUUCUGGAAGACCAUCUAUAAAUCUGGUUGCAAAUCAAUUUGAGGGCAAAGUUCCGUCAUUUUUGCUUCAAGCUUCAGAGUUGUUGCUCUCUGUAAAUAAAUUUUCAGAUUUCUUUUCAUUCUUAUGUGACCAAAGCACAACUGCAGACUUGGCCACUUUAGAUUUAUCAAACAAUCAAAUAAAGGGACAACUUCCUGAUUGUUGGAAAUUUGUAAACCAGUUAUUGUUUCUAGAUUUAAGUAACAAUAAAUUGUCUGGGAAGAUUCCUAUGUCCAUGGGCACCCUUGAUAAACUGGAAGCCUUAGUUUUAGGAAACAAUAGUUUAAUGGGUGAAUUGCCUUCAACUUUAAAAAAUUGCAGCAACUUAUUUAUGUUGGAUGUCGGUGAAAAUAUGUUGUCUGGUCCAAUACCAUCUUGGAUUGGAGAAAGUAUGCAACAAUUGAUUAUCUUGAUCAUGCGAGGAAAUCUUUUCUCUGGAAAUUUUCCUAUCGAGUUAUGUUUUCUGAAGCGUGUUCAACUAUUGGAUCUUUCAAGGAAUAAGUUGUCAAAAGGAAUUCCAACAUGCUUAAAGAGAUUUAAUGCAAUGUCUGAAAGGACCAUAAACAGAAGUGAAACUAUAAAUCUUAUAUACAUGAACAAUAUUACGAACUAUGAAGUUUAUGGUCUUUUACUUAGUGUUGAUUAUACACUUGGCAUAACAUGGAUGUGGAAAGGUGUGGAUCGCAGCUUUGCAGAUCCUGAAUUGAUUCUUAAGAGCAUUGAUCUCUCAUGUAACGAGUUAACAGGUAAAAUACCAAAAGAGAUUGGAUAUUUGGUUGGGUUAGUUUCUUUGAAUUUAUCAAGAAACAAUUUGAGUGGAGAAAUUCCUUUUGAGAUUGGAAAUUUAAGUUCAUUAGAUUCCCUUGACUUGUCAAGAAAUCAUUUAUGUGGAAGAAUUCCUUCUUCUCUUACACAAAUUGACGGUCUAGGAAAAUUAGACUUGUCACACAACUCUCUCUCAGGAACAAUCCCAUUGGGAAGACAUUUCGAUACCUAUGAUGCCUCUUGCUUUGAAGGAAAUAAUGAUCUUUGUGGUGAACAACUUAACAAAAGUUGUCUGGGAGAUCACACAACAGUGAAGCCUCAACAACCAACGGUGCAUGGAGAAGAUUCUGUUUUCCAUGAAGCAUUGUACAUGAGCUUGGGGAUAGGAUACUUUGUAGGCUUUUGGGGCUUAAUAGGGCCAAUACUAAUUUGGAAACCUUGGAGAAUUGUCUACAUGAUGUUCUUGAACAGAUUUACAAACUGGGUAACUGUAGUGAAUGUGCCAAAGUUCUGCAAGUGGCACAAAGCUAGAUUAGCAGCUCUGGUGAUGGUCUCAACCCAAUAAUAGAUGAGUUCUCUGUGCUUUCCUUAAUUUUCGUGUCUCGCAGGUCUCUGGGAGUGAAUCUCAUUACACUGUAGUUUGCUCGAGUCUUGGUGUCAGAUCUAUCCAUGAGAAUGAAUUUGUUAAAUCGAAAUCUCAACUUUGCAAAGCUUAUGAUCCACAAGUUUCGAGAGGAGGUGGUGGUUUUGAAGGGUUUCGUCAAGUUCUCAGACAAAUAUGAAACUUUAUGGAGUGAGUUCUUUUAAGUCAUUUAGAAAGAUUCAGUUCUGGGGAGCUAUUUGUAAUUGUGAAAUCUAUUAUUGCUUUCAUAAUUUUUGUAAUAGCAAAUAAUUCACCUGUGAUUGUCUUUUGAAAAAGAAAAAUCAAAUAAUGUAUAUUAUUAUCACACUUCCUACUUCCUUGUUUGACCAAUGCUGAUGACAAAGACCAUAA